Molecule: messenger RNA, 3257 nt
Organism: Diabrotica virgifera virgifera (western corn rootworm)
Lineage: Eukaryota; Metazoa; Arthropoda; Insecta; Coleoptera; Chrysomelidae
Product: zinc finger protein 665-like
Exons: 2
Coding region: 1098-2831 (577 amino acids)
Biological process (GO): regulation of immune system process; negative regulation of transcription by RNA polymerase II; regulation of cytokine production
Cellular component (GO): nucleus
Molecular function (GO): DNA-binding transcription factor activity, RNA polymerase II-specific; RNA polymerase II cis-regulatory region sequence-specific DNA binding
Source: RefSeq, a predicted model, not a curated record
CAGUAUAGUGAUGCUAACAGGAUACGGCUGUAUUGCGCUUCACUACCUCCUUGAGCUUCACAUUAUAAAAUUAGUUAGAAUGUUACAGGGUGUUCAAUAAAAUAGUGGCAGACUGAACUUGCUCUUUUAAAUGGAAUACCCUGUAUUUUAUUUUAUAUUUGAAAUCUUCUUAACUUUCCCAUUACAAAAAUAUAAAGGUUUGCUUUAUUAUACAGGGUAUUUACAAAGUUAUAACCAAUUUUCUAAGAAAAUUGUAACUAGUUCAACUCCCUGUAUAAAAAAAAUAAGCACAACAACAAUGGUUUAUUGAUGCCAUAUUUUUUUCUUGAUCGUUAAAAUUUUAAAAAAUAGUUGAUAUUGCUAAUUUUCUUUAUAUCAAAUAAAGGGUGAGUGAAAACGCAAGUACAUACAUUCUCAGUAAUUUUAAAUGGAAAACCCUGUAUUUUAUGUCACUAUCGAAAAGUACCAUUACCGUACUUUAAUUUUUAUACAUAUAGAUAAUAUUCCCUACGCCUACGUCUAAAUCUAUUAAUUUUUGGGAUAUGUAUUUUCAUUUUUCAGAGCAAAUUAAUAACUGUGUCUAAAUUUCUCCAAAUUGUAAGUAAGCCAUGACUGAAGUGUCUAAAACUGACAGUUUACGAUUACAUACCGUUUAUCAGUCCAGUAAUCAAUGUUGUUCUGAAGCUAUUUUCUUAUGGCAUUUUUAUAAGCCACAAUUUUACCAAAAAAUGAAUUUAUUAACGUUUCGACGCCCAAGUCGGGUGUCGUUGUCAAAAUACAAAAUAAUACUAAAUAAGCAAAAAUGUUGCUGCUUAGUAAAAAAUUCUUCUAAUAAUUUAUUUAAUCUGACUCAUUUAUAUCGGCAAUUCAGGCACGUAUUAUACAUUUUAAAGUAGAAGACUUUAAAAUGAUAUUGCCAAUAUUGAUGAGUUGCGUUCCUGGGACGACUUUACUAAAAGAUAGUUCAUUCGAUUACAUGAAAUCAACCCCAACUCAAGAAUAUCCGCCACAAAAAAUCAUAUUAUGUGAUCUGUCUUUAAAAAGACAAGCAAAUGCAACGAUGGCAUUAAAGAUUCCAUGGCUAGAUUCCAUUAAAGAUGGCUAGAGAUUCCAAAGUAAAUCACGAGCGAAAACCAGGAAAAAACCUUGUGAUACUAUCACGACAUCGCUAUCUCCAACAAGAAGAAAACAAAAUGGAAAUGAUUAAGACUCUAAUUGGACAUUCAUAUUACGAUAGCAAUUAUAUGGGUACACACGAUGAAGGAAAAACAAUAAACCAAAAAAUGAAAGUUGCGACUGGACGAAGAUCUUACAGAUGUGAAAUUUGUUUUAAGCAGUUUACUACAGUCAGUCAUUUUAAAAGACAUUUAAGAGUGCACACUGGAGACAAUCCGUACAAGUGUGCUAUUUGUUAUAAGCAGUUUACUGAUAGAAGUAAUUUAACAACACAUUUGAGAGUGCACACUGGAGAGAAACCUUACAAGUGUGAAAUUUGUUUUAAGCAGUUUACGCGAUCGGAAAAUUUGAAAACACAUUUGAGAGUGCAUACUGGGGAAAAACCUUAUAAGUGUGAAAUUUGUUUUAAGCAGUUUACUACAAACAGUGAUUUGAAAACACAUUGGAGAAUGCACACUGGCGAAAAACCUUACAAGUGUGAAAUUUGUUUUAAGCAGUUUACGCGAUCGGAAAAUUUGAAAACACAUUUGAGAGUGCAUACUGGGGAAAAACCUUAUAAGUGUGAAAUUUGCUUUAAGCAGUUUACUACAAACACUAAUUUGAAAACACAUUUGAGAGUGCACACUGGGGAGAAACCUUAUAAGUGUGAAAUUUGUUUCAAGCAGUUUAGUGGAGCAGGUAGUUUGAAAACACAUUUGAGAGUACAUACGGGGGAAAAACCUUAUAAGUGUAAAAUUUGCUUUAAGCAGUUUAAACAAUCGGUAAAUUUGAAAAUACAUUUGAGAGUGCAUACUGGGGAAACACCUUACAAGUGUGAAAUUUGUUUUAAGCUGUUUAGUGGAGUAGGUAAUUUGAAAAAACAUUUAAGAGUGCACACUGGAGACAAUCCGCACAAUGUUGUUGUUGCACAUUGUUUUAAGCAGUUUACUGAUAGAAGUAAUUUAACAACACAUUUGAGAGUGCACACUGGAAAGAAACCAUUAAAGUGUGAAAUUUGUUUUAAACAAUUUAGUGAAGCAGGUAAUUUGAAAAGACAUUUGAGAGUGCACACUGGGGAGAAACCUUAUAAGUGUGAAAUUUGUUUUAAGCAGUUUACUACAAACACUAAUUUGAAAACACAUUUGACAGUGCACACUGGGGAGAAACCUUAUAAGUGUGAAAUUUGUUUCAAGCAGUAUACGCGAUCAGAAAAUUUGAAAUCACAUUUGAGAGUGCAUAAUGGGGAAAAACCCUAUAAGUGUGAAAUUUGUUUUAAGCAGUUUACUACAAAUACUUAUUUGAAAACACAUUUGAGAGUACACACUGGUGAGAAACCUUAUAAGUGUGAAAUUUGUUUCAAGCAGUUUCGCCAAGCAGAUAAUUUGAAAACACAUUUGAGAGUACAUACGGGGGAAAAACCUUAUAAGUGUGAAAUUUGUUUCAAGCAGUUUCGCCAAGCAGAUAAUUUGAAAACACAUUUGAGAGUACAUACGGGGGAAAAACCUUAUAAGUGUGAAAUUUGUUUUAAGCAGUUUAAGCAAUCAGAAAAUUUGAACACACAUUUGAGAGUGCAUACUGGGGAAAAACCUUACAAGUGUGAAAUUUGUUUUAAGCUGUUUAGUAGAGAAGGUAAUUUGAAAAGACAUUGGGGAGUGCACUCUGGCGAAACACCAUAAAAGUGUGAAAUUUGUUUUAAGAAGUUUACUACAGCAAAUUAUCUAAAAAUGCAUUUUUUGAGAUUGUGCACACUGGAGUUAAAUUGUGCAAGUGUAAAAUUUGUUUUAAGCAGUUUCUUACAGCAAGUAAUUUGAAAACACAUUUGUGAGUACACACUGGAGAAAACCCUUACAAGAGUGAAAUUUGUUUUAAGCAGUUUAAUUUUAGCAAGUCAUUUGAAAACACAUUUGAGAGUGCACACUGGAGAAAAACUGUAUAAGCGUAAAAUUUGUUUUUUAUGUGUAUUUAAUUGUAAGUUUCGGAAUUGCUUGGCAACGUUACGUUGGACUGUCAACGGUGACGUAUGACAGGUAACCGGAAAAUGGAAGGAGGGUCAUCUCUCAUCUCUGUAUAAGAUAUUUUAUAAUAAAGUAGUUAAAGUAGCA